Messenger RNA from Didymodactylos carnosus, 723 nucleotides. NCBI's taxonomy places the organism in Eukaryota, Metazoa, Rotifera, Eurotatoria, Philodinida, Philodinidae. The record is from the annotation of a GenBank genome assembly.
ACAUCUGCACCAAAAAAAUCAUCAGAUUCAUUUUUACGUGUUAUUCUUCAAGACUUGUAUCCAUUAGUGAGCAAUUAUUCGAAACGCAAGCAAAAAGUCAAUUAUAAACAACCAAUAUCUGAUGAAUAUCUAUAUUUAUCUAAUCAACGGCAGCAUAUGAGCAGCGUUGAUGAUUCUAUACACCCGACAAAACUAUCUCCACAACCGCGAGAACAUGAUUUAAUGAAUUUUGACAAUAAUGAUCAUAUUUAUCCAGCAUAUUCAACAAACUAUGUCUCAAUAAAUACGGAUCUAACAAAAGUAGAAGAAAAAGAGGGUUUGUCAUCAAAAUCGGUUUUAUCCAUAUUACCAUCAGAAUAUUUACAAAUGGAUAAAGAUACAACUUAUUCACCGAAUAGCCUAACGAAAAAACACCGAACACCACCAAAUUGGUCGAUAUUAUGUUGCAGCAUAGUCAGUUUAUUUGGCUUUCUCUUCUUAUUUAUAUUAGGCUGGUCUUUUUUCAUCAACGGUGGAACAUUAACUGAUGAUAUCAGUUCACUCAUACAAAACGCAAUAAAAAAAGAUGAAAUCGAGCUCAAACAAGAAAUUGAACGAAUUUAUAGACAAUCGAGUAUAUACUGUUGGUUUGCUUCAGCGGUCUACAUUAUUGUGUUUCUCUUAUGUUUUAGUGUUCUUAAACUAAGAUUACGAAACGAUAAUAGCGCAAAAUAUAAACAAUAA